Cryptomeria japonica (Japanese cedar) is the source of this 1049-nucleotide messenger RNA. RefSeq names its product thioredoxin-like protein HCF164, chloroplastic. The record is from RefSeq and is a predicted model, not a curated record. Lineage: Eukaryota; Viridiplantae; Streptophyta; Pinopsida; Cupressales; Cupressaceae. Gene Ontology annotation, biological process: cytochrome b6f complex assembly. Gene Ontology annotation, cellular component: chloroplast thylakoid membrane. The transcript has 3 exons. The coding region runs from base 148 to 864 and encodes 238 amino acids.
AGGAUCUAGACGAUUUACAUUGGAGCCUGAGACGCUUUGUCACCAUGGCGCGUAGCGUAUUUUUUAGUUACGAGUACAUUUAUCCAUUGGAUAUAAAGAAUCGAAUAUGGGAAUUGGGAGGCGAUAGCACCGGUGAAGAAAGAGAGGAUGUCGUGUAUCAGUCUCGCUCCCAUUAAUCGCAUCUACAGUCUGCACGCUCCAACCACUUUUCAUCCACAUAUUUCCACUGCAAAUCGUCGGACUCGAAAGUGGAGGUGCCAAGUCACAAACGAGGAGACAAAUCAAGAUGUUAAAACUGAAGAUAAAAGCAAUAAGGUAGUGGAUACGGUUGUUCCCGAUAAACGAAUCAACCGGCGAAUUGGACUGGCUUCAAUUUCUGCAGCAGUUGGCUUGUUUCUGUCAACUAGGGGCUGGUUUGGAGGCGUUAUUCCGCUCAGUGAUCUUUCUGUAUCUGCUGUUCCAUAUGAUGAGGCACUCACAAAUGGCAGGCCUACAAUGGUGGAGUUCUAUGCAGAUUGGUGUGAAGUUUGUCGUGAACUUGCUCCUGAUGUGUACAAGGUUGAGAAGGAGUUUAAGGAUAAAGUGAAUUUUGUUAUGUUAAAUGUGGACAACACCAAAUGGGAAGAAGAGAUUGAUGAAUUUGGGGUGGAGGGUAUUCCGCAUUUUUCUUUCUUGGACAAAGAUGGGAAUGAAGAAGGCAAUGUGGUCGGAAGGAUUCCAAAGCAAUAUUUGGCUGAAAAUUUAGCUGCACUUGUAAGAGGUGAUAAAAAAAUUCCCCAUGCCAGGUUUGUAGGGAAAUUUUCUAAAGCAGAAUCUAGAGAGGUGCAUCCGGUUGCUAAUCCAAGGGGGCAUAGCAAUACAUAGGUUUUUACACCAUUCAUACAAGGAAUUUGAUUCAUUUUUCAAUGUCUAUAUUUUUUGGUAUGUGCAUUCUACUAAAGCAAAGCAUGUCAUUCGAAUGGAGGGCAAAAUCAGCCCUUCCCAAGAAAACUUAUUGGUCAUCUUUUAAUUGUCUUGAAAAUUUGGAAGACAGUUCUAUGAUUUUAACA